UCUGAAUCCGCCGUCCUUCUCCCACACAAUCUCUUGAGAACCAGUGCACUCAAGACACCGACAAAAUGGUCAAGAAGAGAAAGAACAACGGCCGCAACAAGAAGGGCCGCGGCCACGUCAAGCCCAUCCGGUGCUCCAACUGCUCGCGAUGCACCCCCAAGGAUAAGGCCAUCAAGCGGUUCACCAUCCGCAACAUGGUCGAGUCUGCAGCUAUCCGUGAUAUCUCGGACGCUUCGGUGUUCUCCGAGUACACGGUUCCCAAGAUGUACCUCAAGCUGCAGUACUGUGUCUCUUGCGCGAUCCACGGCAAGAUUGUCCGUGUUCGCUCCCGCGAGGGCCGCCGCAACCGUGCUCCUCCCCCGCGCGUCCGCUACAACAAGGAUGGCAAGAAGGUGGUCCCCACCCAGGGCCCUAAGACCGCUUAAGGGGUUCUCCAUGUUCUUGCUCUUGGCGUUCUGGGUUGGUGGCAUUCGGCCUUAGAGACGUGGUCAUGAUGAUCCAAAUAUAAUGAGAUCAUGAUUCGGUCUUGCAUGACAGAUCCGGCAACCACGAAUCGGGGAUUUAGGGUCCCUUUCGGCCCGCGGGCCAUCAUAUAGCCAUAGUCAUCAAUUCAGAGCAUGUGUUGUGAGGACGAAGGGUCUUCGGUUCCUUUCGAUUCGUUAUCCGUGUUCUAUGGUUGUGACAGGCUCCUGUUCGGUGGCGAUCGAUUUGCAGUCUCUUGAGCGCAAUUCGCUCCACGCCAGUCUUGGACCCUUGUCUAUAGACAACCCAGGCAGUUGCCGGCCGCCGUAGCCAAACCGUUAAGCCCACUAUGCAUUGAUAUCACCCC
Molecule: messenger RNA, 829 nt
Organism: Chaetomium strumarium
Lineage: Eukaryota; Fungi; Ascomycota; Sordariomycetes; Sordariales; Chaetomiaceae
Product: ribosomal protein S26e
Exons: 4
Coding region: 66-425 (119 amino acids)
Biological process (GO): translation
Cellular component (GO): ribosome; cytosolic small ribosomal subunit
Molecular function (GO): mRNA binding; structural constituent of ribosome
Source: RefSeq, a predicted model, not a curated record